Molecule: messenger RNA, 1195 nt
Organism: Colias croceus (clouded yellow)
Lineage: Eukaryota; Metazoa; Arthropoda; Insecta; Lepidoptera; Pieridae
Exons: 4
Coding region: 89-1195 (368 amino acids)
Source: RefSeq, a predicted model, not a curated record
CACAGAAAAAAUACUUCUGCUUAUUACAAAAACACACAUAUGCUGAUAUCUUCAUUUUUUCCCUUUUCAGGUAGUAUUCAAUAACGUAAUGGCAGUAUGCCAUAGAUGCUGGCAGAGAGCCAAUAAUAAUGACGGUGGACAACUACGUCUUGAGAACGCUCCCAUUGUAGAAGAUGCUGACAAUCAAGAACCCCCCAAUGUUGCUGAAGCCCGCAAUGUUGCUGAAGCCCCCAAUGUUGCUGAAGCUCCCAAUGUUGCUGAAGCUCCCAAUGUUGCUGAAGCCCCCAAUGUUGCUGAAGCCCCCAAUGAUCCUCAGGACAAUCCAGAGGAUGAUGCUCGUUUCUAUGUUCGCGAUUACGUACGUGCACCGAACACUUCACGGCUCUGUAUGUAUAGGCAAUGUAGACAUGAAAAUCUACGACGAGUUCCUGUGUCUAUCAAGCUACAUUUGGUAUGUCAUUAUCGAUUAUAUAUUCCACCGAGUUCGCGAAUAUGUGAAGAACAUUUAAAUAACUAUGAUUUUGAAGAGUUACUGGAUAAUGUAAAUGUUACACAUUAUUUUAAUGCUUCAUUUUUUAGUAACAUGACAAACAUGUUAAUUGAAGCAAUCAACAAUAGGACAAGAUUCGAUUUUGAAACAUUAUCUUCACUGAAUAAUAGUGAACUUAUGUUUUGGACUGGAUUCACUUUAGAGCAGUUCAACGUCAUUUUGGAAGAAACGCCAUCGCUCGUAGAAAAAUGCAGACAUCCCCGAUCAGUUCUCGGAGCUUAUUUAACGAAAAUACGAACUGGAGAACCUAACGAGCGACUAGCUACGCUUUUCGGCGUAACACGUCAAGUGUUUGAAUAUCGCCUAAAAAUAGCGCGACAAUGCUUGACAAGUCAAUAUGUACCAAGACAUCUUGUAAGCAGCGAUGGAUAUAUCAUAGAUGUCAUAGGCCCUUUUCCUGCAACAACAUCAGAUGCAACUAUUAUGCAGAACAUAAUGAAUGACGAUGAGCACUUACUACAUUGGUUACUACACAGAGAGGACGUCUUUAUUUUGGACAGGGGCUUCAGGGACAGUAUUAAUGAUAUUGAGUCCCUUGGCUAUGAACCUCACAUGCCACCUACCAAGGACAGGAACGCGACCCAGCUAUCAACAGAAAAGGCAAAUGAUUCUCGCGGCAAUGUUAUCGACUAUUAUAAUAGAUGA